CGAGGCAGCGCGGGCAGUGCGAGCGCGCGCGCCGCCCGAGCGCGACAUGAACGUGUUCACGCAGACGCCGCGCGACGAGCCGCUGCCCGCGCACUACAUCGAGAUCGUGGAGCCCGACCCCGCAGCCUGCGAGCCCUCUGCGUUGCCGCCCGAGGGCAACGUCAAGCUGCGCAAUUACAGGCUGCUCAACGAGAACAUCCGCGCCUACACCCCCACUGGCGACAUCCACACCUCACCAAGCAAGGGCAAGCUGGUAGCUCGCUACGACGUCUGCGCCACCAUAUCGCCCCCUCGUGCACGCAUCCUGGAGCUGCUGCGGCCUGAGGAUCCAGGGCGUGACGCACUAGAAGCUAUCGUGAGGCCGGUCCCACGCCGUGGCCUCACUAGGCCACUCGAUGAAGACACUAAACGGUUUCUACAGCGAGCUCUUCAAUCACCCAGCCCCUUGUUAUCGGCAUCUGCCACACCCGAGCCCCAUCACAGACCGCCAGAACCACCAGAAUCAGACAAGGAGUCCGAGUCUAUCUCAUCCCCUGAAGAAACUAGUCACAAUAAAUCAAAGAACUCUGCUGCGGAGCGGUCGCUGGCAGACGAGCUGCGGGAGGCGGAGGAGGAGGAACGUGAAGGAGGAUGCACACGACGGGAACUGCUGCGCGAAUUCCGAAAACGAGGUGGUGGCGGAGUGCGCGAGGCAGUGGAGCGGGAGCGGCUGGGCCGGCUGGCGCUGGCCGUGGAGGAGGACGAGGAGGAGUGUGCGCUGUCCGCCACGGCGCGGCGCCUGGACGCGCUGCUGGCGCAGUCGCGCGACUUGCACUCCGAGCUGGCCGACAUCCACGCAGACCUGCAGGCGUCAUCGGUGCGCGCGCGGCGAUGUACGGCGGCUGCGCGUGCGCUGGGCGCAGAGGCGCGUGCGCUGCGGUUCCUGGACGAUGUGGUGGCGCUGCUGCGCGGAGACGUGGCGGCUGCCGUACGCGCCAGGGCCUGGCCAUUCGCUAUAGGUCGACGGCAGCCUGACAGGAACUAUAUUAUAUGAUCUCAGGAUUGGAGAUAUCGCUGACUGUCCAGGCUGUUUCUCGAAUAUUCGACGCCAAAGGCAUACGGCACCAAAGGAGAUAAUUCUAAUGUUAUUUUACAAUGCUUAUGCCACGGUAACUGCAAAGUUCGAAGUAUAAACUGCGAGUACAGAUGACCGUUACUAAUA
Messenger RNA from Spodoptera littoralis (African cotton leafworm), 1201 nucleotides. The record is from the annotation of a GenBank genome assembly. NCBI's taxonomy places the organism in Eukaryota, Metazoa, Arthropoda, Insecta, Lepidoptera, Noctuidae.